Cadophora gregata is the source of this 899-nucleotide messenger RNA. RefSeq lists its product as uncharacterized. Lineage: Eukaryota; Fungi; Ascomycota; Leotiomycetes; Helotiales; Ploettnerulaceae. The transcript has 4 exons. Bases 227 to 601 code for a protein of 124 amino acids. Gene Ontology annotation, biological process: mitochondrial electron transport, ubiquinol to cytochrome c. The record is from RefSeq and is a predicted model, not a curated record.
CAUCGACGAGUAUCUCCAAUUGCAUCACCCCACGACCUCACAAUCACCUAAUACAAAAUGUCCGGCGAGGUAGGUUCUAUCUCCAGCUUCUGCGCCCUUCGGGCUUUCCCUAGGAGUUAUGGGCCGCCGAUGGGACUACGAAAAUAGGGGAUUCAAGGGCUAAUGUUUGGUUCAAUGCAGUUCCACCCAAGUACUGGCGUCACGCCUCCAAAGCAGAACCCCGGAUAUGCCAGCUAUCGAAGUCCAUAUGGUCCUAAGUAUGUGUCUCCUGGUUUGCGGAUGGCGAAUGGCGGAGAGGUGGUGGAUUGGAAGGGAAACGAAUGAUGAGGAUAUUGGGCUGAACGGGAAACACGGCCGCUGGGGAACGAGGGCUAAUGAUAUUGUGUGCAGAUACACCUUGCAGAAGAACUUCCACGGCUGGACAUUCAAGCAUGCUACAAGAUUAGGAAUGACACUUGGUGCUUUCGGUGGUGUUGCCGGUGUUUUCGCUAUCUUCUUCUUUGCUGAGGUACCGAAGGUCAGAAAUGAUAUCAUGGUGAAAGUCCCUAUCAUUGGACAACAUUUUGUCAAGGAGAUUCCAGCUUCCGACAACCCAUUCUAAUCGCCAUCACUCGUUGGGGAAGUCAAGAAGGGUGAAAUGCGGCUAUUAUUUGGGCUGGAGGAGAAGAAAUGCAAGAAAACACAACUGUAUAAAAGGAACACUCAUGCAAUAGACAUCUUUCAACCCACAUUCGUCUCUCUCUUUCCCCUUGUCCCCUGUGCCAUAAAUGGGAAUAGAAUCCUAGUCAUAAGCGACAUGUUUAUAUGACUGCAAUCCAUGGCCUUUAUCCUAUCAGUUUAUUCUUUUCACUUCUCGCCGAAUCAUUGUGUAUAUAUUUAUACUAAAUUCUUGUUCGAUC